GGGAGAUGUGGUGAAGAGGAGCAGAGCAUGGGGUUGUAGCAGUGUUGGUACCUGACUACAGGCUUGUUUUGCUUAUAUUCUUGAAGUAGCAGUACGACAACAACCUUGUUCUGCUAAUGCUUCGUCUGUUGAGGAGGAGAAGAGAGAUAGAAGGUCGAAGAAGGGAGAUAGAAGACCGUGCUGUGGCGUAUGGAAACCGGAACUCAAAUUGAAUGCUAGAAAACAAGUAAAGAUUCAUCCAUCUAUCCAUCCAUCAUGAUGUUUCUGGGAACUCCUUCGGGUAGCAAUCCCUCCUCCCCUAUCCAAGCCCACAGCCCAAGCCUAGAUCAUCAGUCAGACAGUCCUUCCCCUGCUCUCCUGCCUCAGUCACCUCCAUGCUGGGCAACACAGGCACAGUGUGACCUUGCCCAAGCAGAGGCAGAGCUGCGUCGCCUACAAGAGCGUCAUGCAACUUGGACUGAAUCUGUGAAGCGGGGUAUAGAGCGGGCCAUCCUGGGGGCACGCAGAGAAGAGCGGCGCUUGCUAGAGAGGGUGGAGCAGGACCAUCGAGACACUCAGCAGCAUCUGGACCAGGUCCAGAGGGAGAACAUGGCAGCAGCACGGAUCAGCCAGUCCCUAUUGGACCAAAGGCUCCGUAAACUAGCUCAACUUAAGCAGCAGAUACAAGAGUUGGGUCAGCAGUCAGGUCUUGAGGAAAGUAGGCCAAGCCAGCUGCACAAGGAUGUUGCAGAGUUCCUACAACCCUGGGAGGUCUCAGUUUCCCUAAAGAAAGUGAGCUUCAAACCCAGCUCCCAACCCAAUGCUGUCACCUUCGGAGAUAUUCGUGAGCAAGAACAAAGCCUGUGCCUGCAUGUUGGAGGUUGUGGGCCACAGGGGCAGCUGUGUGCUAUCCAUUCACAUGAGAUGCAGUGUGCAGACACAAACCAUCAAGGUACUGGAGGAGAGAAAAGCACUCUAGGACAGGGGUGGACCUCACCAACAGGCAGGGUUGUUAGAAAGAUCAGCCUCUCUACCCGGAGUGAUCUGGAAUCAGAGGAGGAACAAAACCUAUCUUCAACAAAGAUAUGCCGCUGGCUUCCGAAGUGUGUGCAGUCUGACUGGGAGUCAUCCCAGGAUGACGAGAUGGAGUCAGCCUCAUUUCAGCCACAAGGGGAGGACGUAUUUCUGGCUGUCCCUACGGUACUUAAAAACAUGGAUACUGAAGGCAAGGAGCAGGUGUACAAGAUGAACAAUAAUGGGAGACACUACUCUCCCAAGAGUCAGAGGAAGUCAAUUACACUGGUCUCUGGUCGGAAGCUGUCCCCCUCACCUGAACGAAGACGGGAACAUGCUAAGCUGAGUCACUGCUCGAGUUUAGACAGCCAGGGUGGAAAUAAAGGAAAAGUGAUUCAUGAUUCCAACAGUAGACUUUCAAGGUACAGCAACAGUACCCUAACAUCUCCCAGGAUGAUUCCAAGAGAGCCUGUGACCAGCCAAAGCUGCAUGGACCUCACCUCCAAGGGACGAUCUCACUCUCGCCUCAGCCAGUCCUCUGAUGAAUAUUCUCUAGGGACCCAUGGGGACUCUGGCCGAGCACCAUCCCCAACAGACAGCCUUGACUCCAGCUAUACUUUUAUUGUUAGCCCACCUCAUGACUACAGCAUGAACAGAGGCUCUUUGAACUACAAUUGCCGCCUAUCAAAAUCUGCAGUGGAUUUAACACACAGGACACGUCCAAUGAUCAGUGAUGGGACGAAAGAGCAUGUAGGAGGGUGGAGUGUCAAGUGUGGCAACUUUAACUCCAUGUCAAGCUCAACCUCACCAACUCUCAGUAGGAGUUCAAGGGGCUCUGACAUGGGACAUACGCUCUCAUAUCCUACACACAGAGGUCAGAAUAUGCUGCACCAGCCACAGAAAAAAACCAUGGUGGCUGGCUUAAAACAACCCCCUGUGGCUAGAUCUUUAUCCAUGUCCUUCAUAGAUGGUUCCUCUCAAGAGCCAAAGAGAGGCAGAGGAGAGAGAGGAGAGCAAGCCCUGGUAGAGUUGGAAGAGGAGGGAGACCCAUCCUUUACAGUAUUCAACCCCAUAGGUGUCCAUCUGAUCAGGCAGUUUGGGAAGCAGGGCUCUGGUCGGGCUGACCUUACUCUGCCAAGUGGUAUCCAUGCCACACCACAGGGCCAACUCUUUAUAGUGGACUGCGGGAAUGCACGCGUUCAGGUAACUGACCCUCGCGGCAAUGUCCUCCAGCAAGUGACCUCCCCAACUUCUGACAGCUCUGCCAGACGAUGUCGGAACUACUUUGACAUUGCUGUCAAUGCUAAGGGUUUGAUUGCACUAAGCUGUGCCGCAGAGCGAGCCCUGCUCGUGUUUAGCAGGCAUGGUCGUCUGCUCCAGACCUUUGGAGGGUCAGGGCUGGGCUCUGCAAAAGAUGAACUUGAGGCUCCAAGGGGUGUGACCGUAACCAGGCUGGAUGAGUUCUUGGUAGCUGAUAUCCGGAAAGGUACCCUCAUUGCCUUAAAGCUUGACACAAAGACAGGCUGCCGUCUUGAGCGCACCGUGGUGACUGGAUUCCAUCGGCCCUACUUAGUGGCAGCUUGCUUGAGCUCAGGCAUGAUAGCUGUGUCUGAAAGGGGCAAUGAAACAGGUCGUGUGCCUUGCAUCAAAGUUCUCGAGCCAGGCUGGAACACAGUUAGAGUUCUGGGUGUAUGUGCUGGUAUGGGACCAGUCCUGGCCUGCCCCUGGGGCAUCUCUAUAGAUACAGAUGGUAAUGUACUGGUAGCGGACUGGGGGGAACAGCACAGAAUACUGUUAUACCCAGCACAGGGAAUGGGGUGGCCAAUAGUGACCCAGGGCUUGAGCAGUCCACGAGGACUGACCCUGCUACCUGAGGGCCAACUAGCGGUGUCCGACAGCAUGCACCAUUGCAUUAAGAUAUACCAGUACAAAGCGAUCCAGGACUAGAAAGAGUUAGCUGAUGUUAAAAGAUACAAUAUGUAGAAAAUAGGGGUUAACCAUUAAUCUAAACUCUUCAGUUUAGUAGUAGUACUAGCACUAUGCUGUACCACCACAAAGCUAAUAAGGAAUUUAUGCAACAGGUUAGCUAGCUGUUGCUGCUCUGUAUUGUGCACCACCCAGGUCAGGUGGGAUCUAGCUGGCCCACCAUUUUUUCACAACCGAUGGUGGCACUGCUGCGGAGCCAAUGUGGCAAAGCUCACUGAGUCAAUGGAGCACCAGACUAAAAGUAAAGCACCUCUCGUAUUUCACAUCGUUUUGCAUUUUUUUUUCCUGAAAAAUGAAUAUGUUAGUUCCCAGUUAACAGGUGCCAGACUAUUGAAAGCAAAAUUAACCGAAACUGAUAUCCCUUGUAAUAAAGAGUCAAGGUAACUAAUCACACUUAGUAGUCUGGUGUGUAUUUAUUCUUAAUAGAACUAUAAAGAUACUGCAGAACUGCCAUCAGAUGCAGCUCCUGUGCUGAUAUUGUGCACUGACAAAUAUGGCAUUGGUGUUUGGUCUAGUUGUAUCAUAAGAGCAAAGUCAGGUGUCCACCUGAAUUUGUAAGCCAGAGGCUCCAUUUAGCAUGAAGGCAAAAGCUAUGGAGUAAGUUAUGAUUAUGCUGAAGACAAACAUUAGCUGGUGCCACACUGAGCAAACACAGUGCUCUGCGUAGCAGAAGUUUGGUUUUACUGCUCUCUACUCCGUUCAGGGUCAAAUAGAAUUGCUGAUUGCUUUCCGCAUAUAGUUUAUAGAUCAGAGUUUAAUUACAGUCUGUAUAAUGUCUGUGUGCGCUGCCUUUACUAUUCUGUCAGUUUUCACCCACAGCUGCUAACCUGCAGAGAUUAAUGCCGACAAGUCAGCUCUGAGAAGUAUUCACUGUAUAUGGAUUUUAGAGAUUUAACAAGAUCCAAGAGAAAUACGACCACAGUAUUUUCUUUUCCAAUGUGGAGUUUUUAUUUCUGAUGUUAAACCAGAAUGGUUUCAAUGUUUCACUGACAUCUUGUCAUGAUUUGCUUCAGUAAUUCCUGCAAAUUGUACAAUUUUUCACGCUGUCACUGAUCUUUACUGACGACAAGCGCAGCUCAGUAGCUUUUUCCAGUCCUCCCACUCCAUUCUUUCACCGGCAGUGUCUGUCAUGUAUAUCCACCACUCUUUGAUGGAUUCUGUUUUUAACAUGUGGAUGCACUGAUGCCAGAAAGUACAGGGUGGGUGAAUCAUCAGUGGUGAAACCAGACUGUCAUCCAAAUUCUUCUCUGUGAAAUGUGUCUCUUUAUAGCAGAUCAGGGGACCAUUGCUUAUUUAGGAUCAGGCAGAGCUGUGAAGUUAUUAGGAACAUUUACAAAAGUAGAUAUGUGCAGUAAUGGUACCUCACUAGAAUAGUACAUUUUUGGAAUUCUGUCUACUCUCACUCCACUACAAUUGUCUGACAGCCGUUAUUCUUUACAUUUUAUAUUAUGAUUUUACAUUUAAUUUUAAAAUGGAAAAAGGGUUAGAGAGUUCCUGGAGGAGCCUCUAAUCCUUCAACUGAUCUAAAAGUAGAACAAUUCUCAAAACUUGAGAUGAGUUUUUUUCCCCAGACAGCAACAAUGGGUGCGAUUAUAUUGACGUGAAUAACCCAUUUAAUGGGCUUAUCCCGGUUAUAAUCAUAUUUGGAGUAGAGCGUUUACAUGAGCACAAAGAAAUUGGUUUAUUCAUAUUCCCCAUACACACCCAGCUAACGUAUUUGGGUUUCUCACAAACUGAAUAUGGCAUUGGAAAUCCAAAAGUGUGGGAUCAUUUUGAGAAGGUGAAGGACGAACCCAAGGUGAUAUGUAAACUCAUCUUCAUUGGUCGACUACAAACAUGACGUAUCAUCUGAAACAUGGAAGUAGCUACAUGCCCAUUAGCCCACAGCGUCAUUAACAGGCGGCUCGCUCAGUGUGUGACGUGCACUUGUAGAUAAAAUAUAGGCCUAUAUUAAUGAAGGUUCAUUAGUAAUGUAGCACAGUGUUAACAAUGUUACUGAUACUAUUCUUUCUCACACCUUCAACUUAAAACAUUGUGUUGCCCCGCCCAAAAUAUAUAUUAUAAUUAUCAAAUUAAUAUUGUAAACAUGUGGGUGAUUAGUUGACUAAUGGCCCUAAAUGACGACUGUUGGUCGACAGGGAAAAUUCUUAGUUGGGGGCAGCCCUCCAAAAAUUCCGAUCAUAAAUGGGUAAUUCAUGUCAUGUCCAACACACUCAUUGUGGCAUGUUGCUGUACUUAAAAUCCUCCUACAGUAUCAUGAAGUCGCGAGAUGUAGCUCUAAUACUGUUUAGACGUUUAUGCCUUAAUAUUUACAUAUAUAAAAGAGACCAUUUUUUAUACUACAGUACUUUUUUUUACUGCUAAUACUUUUUACUUUUUCUUAAGUCAAAUUUUGAAAACAAGGCUUUUACUUGUAGUGAAGUUUUUCUAAUGUGGUUCUGCUACUUUUACUAAAGUGAGACACUGGAGUGCUUUUCAAUCAUCUGGAGAUACAGCUCAAAUGUUCCCAUGCUCUCUAGUGACAUAUCGGGACAGACCUGAUAUCUUAGCAGGACAGUUGUGGAUGUGUCACAGAGACAAGCAUGUUUCAUCUGUUUUGUUUUUAUGACUAUAGAAUGAAAAGAGAUUAUGAUGUUAGACAUAUUUAUCA
Molecule: messenger RNA, 5629 nt
Organism: Epinephelus moara (kelp grouper)
Lineage: Eukaryota; Metazoa; Chordata; Actinopteri; Perciformes; Serranidae
Exons: 4
Coding region: 256-2940 (894 amino acids)
Biological process (GO): negative regulation of translation; protein polyubiquitination; proteasome-mediated ubiquitin-dependent protein catabolic process
Molecular function (GO): protein binding; ubiquitin protein ligase activity; translation repressor activity
Source: RefSeq, a predicted model, not a curated record